AUGCCACAGGUACCUCCGCAGCCCCGCCCUCCUCAAUUCGGCGCACAUCACCAGCAGUAUGUUCCAAAUGGCUCCGUGCCUGGGAUGCCUCCUCAGCCUGUCCAACUUCCACCUCAGAAGGUGAUCGAGAAGGCAGGAGCGCGGAUUUUGUGCAUUGCCGAUGUUAGAGGUAUGAAUCCCAUCCUCCUCUCUCUUGUAUGGAUUCUGGCGAUCUCGGAUUGCUCGGCUUUAAAACGUCUGGUGAAUUGGCACUAAAUUCCUGUCUACUCUUUUUGUAGGAAACCUUAGAUCUUUAAAUGAAUUGGCCAAGAAGGCAAACGCAGAUCACAUCCUUCACACCGGUGAUUUUGGCUUUUACGACGAUAGCUCGCUGGAGAGAAUUGCCGACAAGUUAGACUUACCCCGAUCCAUAAUGAAUAUUGGCUGACCUCUUCAAAGGACCCUACGACAUGUCGCACAAUACUCCCCCCUGCUCGAAGAGGGCCUCAAAAAGCGUAUCCAGGGUCCUGGUCCCAGUAGCCAUUCUAUAAAGCAGCUCUUUGCUCAAGUCGAACACCCGUUGUCUGAGCUUCCCCUGUUUCUCAAUAAGAAGUACACCCUGGACGUACCUGUAUACACGGUGUGGGGAGCGUGCGAAGAUGUCCGUGUUCUUGAGAAGUUCCGCUCAGGCGAAUACAAGAUCAACAAUCUUCACAUCAUCGAUGAGGCGAAUUCACGGCUGUUGGAUGUCGGUGGUGUUAAGCUCAGGUUGCUGGGUCUGGGAGGAGCUGUGGUCAUGCAUAAGUUGUUUGAUAAUGGCGAAGGAAGGACCACAAUCCCUGGGGGACAAGGGACCAUGUGGACUACGCUUUUGCAAAUGGGCGAGCUCGUUGACACGGCAAACCGAGUGUAUGACCCUGCUGAAACUCGAAUUUUUGUUACCCACGCUUCCCCAGCGAGGGAAGGGUUGUUAAAUCAAUUGUCGGUGACUCUGAAGGCGGAUUUCUCGAUAUCCGCGGGAUUACAUUUCCGAUAUGGCAGCUCAUACAACGAGUUCAGUGUAAACCCAACUCUGGAUCAUUACCGGGGCAAGCUAGCAUCGUCGAAAGCGUCUUUCAAUGAUGUUUGGGAGACUGUCAAGGGCGAGGUCCUGCCCGCCGUUCAGCAAAACGAAGCUCAGCAUGCACUCUUGAAUAAUGCCCUGGAUAUCGUGGAGAAGAUGCCCACAAGUGCCAACGGCGGCAACCCAUUUGGCGGUCCGGCAUCAAACACCGCUCCUGGGGCUGGACAGGUCGAUGAAUCUGCAUUCAAGAAUAUGUGGAAUUUCAACUUGGCAGACGCUGCAUUUGGCUGGCUUGUUCUAGAAGUUGAGGGCGGCCGCAUCGGGACCGAGAUGAGAGCGCAAGGGUUCAAUUUUGCCCAUAGGGGUGGAAAAGGAGCUCCUGUAGCUCAGCAGCAGCAACAGCAACAGCAACAACAGCAGCCACAGCAACAGCAACAAUCAUCGGUUGCGCCUGCUACAUCAACCACUGCGCCGGCGCCUACUUCGAAUGCUGGAACUGUUAAUGUGAAUGUGCCAUCUGGACCCUCCGGGGCUAGUAACACUACUCCACAAAAUGGCCCGGCAGUUCCCUUCCCCCCGUCAGGACCAAGGAAUCAACAGCAGCCAAAGCCCACCCCCCCUCAACCGAAGCCUACCACAACACCAACCGGGCCGAAGCAGCCUACCCCGCCUCCUGCUCAGGUCGAACCACCAGUCGCCCCGAAGCCGGCGACACCUCGUCCAGUACCAAGUGGUCCUGCGAAUAGAGCUGCUACCCCAGUCGCUACGCCUUUGCCAACACCAGCGGCGGAGAAACCAUCCACUAGUAACGGUACACGUACCGAAUCCCCAGCUCCUCCCGCCGUGCCCAAGAUUGAUACUCCCACGACGGCUCCUGCCACGGCUCCCGCCACGGCUCCAACCGGACCCCAACAUCAAGAGGCUAGCUCCCCACAGGACCGCCCAAAACAAUUCGGAUUUUACAUAACUGGUGUCAAUACCGCCGACGCGGUCCGUGCUCUAUUCUCUUCGGAGGUCCAGAGCAAGAUUCAGCGUAUAGAUUUAAAACACCCCAAAAUUAGACCUGAGUCCAUUUACUUCCUUGCGUACUUUGAGAGCGCCGAAGUUGCCAAAGAAACGCUGGAACAGCUACCAGAAGAGUUGAAAAUAAGGCGUUCCCAGAACGAGAACAAACCCUGGGUCAAAUUGAUGGACGAUUACUCCUUCAGCAACCCAAGACCCGGCAUGUCCGACAGCAAGUGGGGUCGCGGAACCGGUACCGGUGGCAACACCAGCGAGAGUGAUAACAACAUGGGUGGCGGAUACAGGCGUGGUGGCUACCGCCGUGGUGGAAGAGGCGCCUACGGAUCAGAUCGCGGUGGUGGGCAGAGAGGUAGAGGCGGCGGUCCCAAGCGUGGUAGGACCUUUGAUGGUGGAGAUGGAGGGUCGCAACAUCAAUCUACAGACUAG
Tuber aestivum (summer truffle) is the source of this 2491-nucleotide messenger RNA. The record is from the annotation of a GenBank genome assembly. NCBI's taxonomy places the organism in Eukaryota, Fungi, Ascomycota, Pezizomycetes, Pezizales, Tuberaceae.